This is a messenger RNA of Colletotrichum karsti, 870 nucleotides long. RefSeq lists its product as uncharacterized. Lineage: Eukaryota; Fungi; Ascomycota; Sordariomycetes; Glomerellales; Glomerellaceae. The coding region runs from base 1 to 870 and encodes 289 amino acids. The record is from RefSeq and is a predicted model, not a curated record. Gene Ontology annotation, molecular function: calcium ion binding; monooxygenase activity. The transcript has 6 exons.
AUGCACGAGCUCCUAAACAAACCCGGUCCCCGUUUCGCCACGGCUGUUCCAAAAUGCCCCAUUACCUACCGGCGACCACCUUCAUGGCAGGCAGACAAAAUCAUUGAGUCGUCAGGGGUUGCCCACGCGAAUCGCGCUCCGUCAACGGAUCAUCCAGAGGGCAGUGUCGAGUAUUCUGAAACGUACAAGGACUAUACUGUUUUACAGCAGCACGUUCUCUUCUGGGACCGCGACAACGAUGGCUUCAUUACUCCGAUCGAUGUAUGGGUUGGCUUUCGAGAUCUUGGUUUCAACAUCCCGAUCUGCUUGCUGGCAGCAACAGUCAUUCCAUUUGCAUUCUCAUACGGCACUAUCAUGCAGUAUUCCUACCUUCCAGAUCCGUUCUUUCGACUCUUCGUUGGGGGCAUGCACAAAGCAAAGCAUGGAUCCGAUUCAGGCAUCUAUGACACCGAGGGACGCUUCAUGCCGCAAAAGUUCGAAGAUGCCUUUACAAAUUGCAGCGCCAGGAACGAUGACACCCUCACCCUUGGGGAAAUCUUUGGGUUGAUGAGCAGGAAUAGAUGCGCAGUGGAUCCAUUUGGUCGCAAGACGGCAAAGUGCACAAAGAAGACCUUCGGCGAGUAUACGAUGGCUCACUGUUCUGGGAGAUCAGAGAGAAACGGCGCUCAGGAGAAGGAUGGAACCAAGGUUGGGGGCUUGGAGGAGACGGAUUUGUUGGCUAUCAUAGAGGGCUCAAUGCUCACGGCACAACUAAACCAGAACCAACGCGAAAUGUUCUCCCCGGUUCGUGGGACACGACCGCUCAUAAACCUUGCGCAACCCUUCUCAGUCCCUCCGUACCCCGUCCUGAUAUCCCCGAGAAAGGUAUGA